Acanthoscelides obtectus is the source of this 497-nucleotide messenger RNA. The record is from the annotation of a GenBank genome assembly. NCBI's taxonomy places the organism in Eukaryota, Metazoa, Arthropoda, Insecta, Coleoptera, Chrysomelidae.
GUAAUCUUGACUGAUUAUAUCAACAUUUUAAUAAUACUUACUGGUGGACAGAUCUACCUUCAUUAGGCUUGUGUUAUACAAGAAAUACCUUGUCCUGAAUCGGUCUAACACCACAAUUAUCUACAGACGCUCGCACUUUUAAUAAAUAAGGCAAAAUAUACCAAUUUAGUGACAGAACUGUCAAAAAUUUGAAAUGUCUAGUCCACAUAACAUGGGUUUGUCCUUCUACAUUGUGUCAAUGAGUGAUCAUAACCAAGCUCCGCCACAUCUAUAGCGUCAUGUGCCAGCACAUCUGCUAGAUACGGAAAGGCACUGCGGUGGAGCACCUCGAUCUUGGGUAAAUGGCUUAUACAGCAGCCUCAUCUUCAGGCUUAAUAGCUUCUACAGAGAUAAUUGAAAUAGAGCGAAAACUAAAUAUGAAACAGUUUAUAGAAAUGAUUGUGAGUAGCGUUUUUGCAAAGGAAACUCGAAGCCGUUUAGUUCUCCAGGUUAGCUAG